Cryptotermes secundus is the source of this 5439-nucleotide messenger RNA. RefSeq names its product probable multidrug resistance-associated protein lethal(2)03659. Gene Ontology annotation, molecular function: ATP hydrolysis activity; ABC-type transporter activity; ATP binding. Bases 1 to 4386 code for a protein of 1461 amino acids. The transcript is spliced from 27 exons. Gene Ontology annotation, cellular component: membrane. NCBI's taxonomy places the organism in Eukaryota, Metazoa, Arthropoda, Insecta, Blattodea, Kalotermitidae. The record is from RefSeq and is a predicted model, not a curated record. Gene Ontology annotation, biological process: transmembrane transport.
AUGGCUUGUAUUUGUAGGUGGGUCCUUGGUAUAUUCAAGUUAGGAGUCAAGAAGAAUUUGGAAACAGAGGAUUUAUAUGAGACGCUUGAUGAACAUCGAUCAGAAUUGUUGGGAAACAAACUAGAAGGGCUGUGGAAUGAAGAGUUGCAGCAGGCAAAGGCACAACAUGCAGGACCUAGUUUGCUUCGAGUAUUGGUCAAGUGUUUUGGUGGUAGUGUCUUAUGGCUUGGUCUGGCCAUGGCUGUGUCAGAGUUCAUGUUUCAAAUGACUCAGCCAAUCUUCCUGGGAGGCCUGAUCCGCUACUUUUCACCAGGCAGCUCAGUGGAUCGUGACACAGCCUAUAUGUAUGCUGCUGGUGUCAUCAUCUGCUCCCUGUUCAACAUAUUCUGCAAGAACCCAAUUUGGCUUGCUGUUUACCACAUCGGUAUGAAGAUGCGUGUUGGUACUUGUUCCUUAAUCUACAGAAAGGCACUGAGACUGAGUAAGACAGCCCUGGGAGAAACAACUGUGGGCCAGGCAGUGAAUCUCCUGUCAAAUGAUGUGGCCCGUUUUGACAGGACCUUUUUGGUAAUGGCAUUUCUAGUGAUUGCUCCAGCAGAGACCAUGAUUAUAGUAUACCUGAUGUGGGGCAAGAUUGGCAUCUCUGCAGUCAUUGGAGUUGUUGGCAUUCUGCUUGUCAUUCCGGUACAAGCUGGAUUUGGGAAGAUGAUAUCAACAUUACGGAUGCGCACAGCAAGAAGAACAGAUGAACGCAUCAGGUUCAUGAACGAGAUCAUUGUUGGUAUCCAGGUGAUCAAGAUGUAUGCCUGGGAGAAGCCAUUUGCACGUCUCAUUGCUGUGGCCCGGAAGCAUGAAAUCAAGGCAGUCAGGGCUGCAUGCUUUGUGCGUGGUUUGCUCUCCUCUUUUGGGAGGUGUGGAACUAAGAUUGCUAUAUUUGCCAGCAUAGUUACCUAUGUUUGCUUUAAUGAUGAUGUUACUGCGGAAAAGAUGUUUGUAGUAACUGCAUACUUCAAUAUUGUGAGAAUUACAAUGACUGAAUUCUUCCCACUAGCAAUAACAGAGCUUGCUGAGUCAUCUGCAUCUGUUCAGAGAAUACAGAAAUUUCUGUUGAAUAAUGAAGUUACAACUGCCAGCAGCCUUGACAAGAAAAUAGAGAAUGCUGCAGUGACAUCUACUGAUGAUAACACACAGCAUGAAAGCAGAGAUGGCAGACAGAUGAUGAAUAGCUCUCUGGAUUCUAAGUUAUCUGUGGAUGCAAAUAGAACAAAGUAUGCAGGGGGGCACAUUACAAAUGAGAACACAGAAUGUGAUACGGCAAAAGGAGAAGCUAUUAAAAUUACCAAUGUGACAGCCAAAUGGACUGAGGACUUGCCUGAGAACACUCUGACAGAUGUGAGUCUGGAUGUGAGACCCGGAGAACUUGUGGCUGUUGUCGGACCCGUCGGCUCAGGGAAGACAUCACUGCUGCAUGCCAUCCUGAAGGAACUGCCCCUCAACAGUGGCUCCAUCUCUGUGGGUGGAUCAGUAUCAUAUGCAUCGCAGGAGCCCUGGCUGUUCACAGGCUCUGUACGGCAGAACAUCCUGUUUGGGCAGCCCAUGGACAGGAACCGGUACAGACAAGUGGUCAGAGUCUGUGCUCUUGAACGGGACUUCCAGCUGCUACCCCACAGUGACAGGACCAUUGUGGGGGAGAGGGGUGUCACCCUGAGUGGUGGGCAGAGGGCGAGGAUCAGUCUGGCAAGGACCAUUGCGGGGCAGAGGGGUGUCACCCUGAGUAGUGGACAGAGGGCGAGGAUCAACCAGGCAGGGAUCAUUGUGGGGGAGGGGGUUGUCGCUCUGAGUGUUGGGCAGAGGGAUCAUUGUGGGGGAGGGGGUUGUCGCUCUGAGUGUUGGGCAGAGGGUGAGGAUCACCCUGGCAAGGUGAGUGUCUGUGCUCUUGAACAGGACUUCCAGUUGCUGCCCCAUGGUGACAGGAUCAUUGUGGGGGAGGGGGUUGUCGCUCUGAGUGUUGGGCAGAGGGUGAGGAUCACCCUGGCAAGAGGAUCAGCCUGGCAAGUUUACAGAGAAGCUGAUGUGUACUUGCUGGAUGACCCACUGUCUGCUGUUGAUGCUCAUGUGGGACACUACCUGCUUGAGCACUGCAUUUGUGAAUUUCUAGAGGACAAGACUCGAGUUCUGAUCACGCACCAACUUCAUUAUCUCCACAUGGUCAAAAAUAUUCUCAUCCUGGAUCAUGGCAUGGUAAGAGCUGCAGGAACAUUCAGUGAACUUCAGGGAUCUGGUUUCAGCUUUGGCCUGGAAGCAGUGGAGGGUGAGGAACGUACUGUGAUCAAGAAACUUGGACAGUCACCUGACCACCAUGACUGUCAAGGUUCCAGCAAUAAGUGGAAACGUCAGAACUCAGAUUCUUCUCAGAGCUCAGGGGCUGCAUCUGAACCAGAGGUGGUAGCUGAGAUGCGAACACAAGGCAAAGUGCGUGCCAAAGUAUAUUGGUCAUACUUCGCUGCCACAGGGAGUUGGGGCAUCAUUCUGCUUGUUUUUGGUGUCUGUAUUCUGGAGCAGCUUGCCCUCAGCGGGGGAGACUACUGGAUUUCCUUCUGGUCUAAAGUGGAAGAACAUCGAUCAGCUAUAUCUAAAGCUGCUAGUGGUUCACUUCAGAAUGGGACAGGCCCAGUAGUGAAUGAUACUGCUUCAUAUCAAGACAGCAAUUCAGGCUACAGCGCUACCACAGAUGUGGCAGAGUGGGGCUGGCUGCCUAGUAGAGAGACAUGUAUAUAUGUAUAUUCUGGCCUGGUGGCUUCUGUCAUGAUACUGUCAGUGUGCAGUGUAAUAUCUUUCUUCACAAUGUGCAUGAGAGCAUCCAUCAGCCUCCACAACACAAUGUUUACCAGCAUUACUCGUGCCACCAUGCGGUUCUUCAACAGCAAUCCUUCAGGUCAGAUACUGAAUCGUUUCUCAAAGGAUAUGGGGUCAAUAGAUGAAAUUCUACCACCAACAUUGAUCGACUGUGUGCAGAUGGGAUUGUCACUGUUGGGUGCUGUUAUGGUUGUGGCAUUAGUGAACGUCUGGAUGUUAUUACCUGCAUUACUAAUGUUCUCAGUUUUCUAUCUGCUGAGAAUGUAUUUUAUGGCCACAUCACGCAGUAUCAAGAGGCUUGAAGGAAUCACAAGGAGUCCCGUGUUUUCACACCUCACUGCAACACUGCAAGGUCUAACCACAAUUCGAGCUCUUGGUGCACAGGCCAUGUUGGAAAAGGAAUUUGACAGUCUUCAGGACUUACACUCAUCAGCCUGGUAUAUAUUUGCUGCAAUAACCCGGGCAUUUGCGGUAUAUCUUGAUAGUACCUGCCUAAUUUAUGUGAUGUGCGUCACCCUCAGCUUUCUCUUCAUGGGUGAAGAGUACAGUGGAGGAGAUGUGGGACUGGCAGUCACUCAAGCAAUUGGGCUGACAGGACUUAUACAGAAAGGUAUACGUCAGUCAGCAGAAUUGGAGAAUCAGAUGACUGCAGUGGAACGUGUGUUGGAGUAUUCAAAAGUGGAAAAGGAACCUCCAUUGGAAUCACAUGCUGAGAAGAAACCAAAAGAUCAUUGGCCAACACGAGGAGAAGUUGUAUUUGAUCGAGUCUUCCUUGCUUACUCCAAAGAGGGACCAUCUGUCUUGAAGAAUGUCAACUUUGUCAUCAGACCAGCUGCAAAGGUGGGCAUUGUUGGACGCACAGGUGCGGGAAAGUCAUCUCUUGUCACUGCUCUGUUCCGUCUGGUGGAGCUGUCUGGGGGCUCAGUUCGAAUUGAUGGCAUAGACAUUGCCUCAAUAGGUCUCCAUGACCUGCGCUCUAAGAUCUCCAUCAUCCCACAGGAGCCUGUGCUGUUCUCUGGGUCACUGAGAGAGAACCUGGACCCAUUCAGCGAGUACUCAGAUGCUGCACUGUGGGCUGCGUUAGCCGAAGUGGAGCUGAAGCAGGUUGUGGAUGAGCUGCCUGCUGGACUGAGCCACAAAGUGUCAGAGGGUGGCUCCAACUUCAGUGUGGGACAGCGCCAGCUCCUGUGUCUGGCCCGUGCCAUCAUCAGGAACAACAAGAUCCUGGUGCUGGAUGAGGCCACAGCCAAUGUGGACCCACAGACUGAUGAACUGAUUCAGGGAACAAUUCGUCAUAACUUUGCUGACUGUACAGUUCUGACAGUUGCCCAUCGUCUGCACACGGUGAUGGACAGCGAUCAUAUCCUUGUCAUGGAUGCUGGAUCUGUCAUGGAAUGUGACCACCCAUAUGUGCUGCUUAAAAACAGGAGUAGCUUUCUGUCUAAGAUGGUGCAGCAGACUGGACACACCAUGGCGGAGACACUGUUUGUAAUUGCGCAGGAGAGUUACGAGAAAAGGAGUGUCUCAUGAUAAUGGUACUGGGAGAGGCAACAGGAAAUGGGAAACCAAGUAUGAUGUGUGAAACAAAACUCAGGUGUAUGGUAGGAUGAACUCAUCUGACAGUUUCCUGUUUCAUUUACUUUUUGUUUUUACUUAAUUUUGUAUGCAGUCAACAUAGCACUGCAAUCACUACUGUAAUAUUUGCUUAUUCAGAAUAUUUCAGAACAUUGUAAAAAUCACAGAAAAUUAUAUGUUGAGGGAAUCACCCAUCUCUUGUUCUGUACCAUUUCUACCUUAUGUUGUGCACCUAAUCUGUCACAGUUGAACUGAGGGCCAGUUUAUCCACUGGGAAAUAUGAGCAGAUGUCUAGUGUCCCCUAUCACUUCAGUGUUGCUAUCAUCUGCUUAAAUUGUCCCAAAUUAUGUUCAAGUAUCUCAGGUAUACACAUGUAUCCGUGAAAUUUUUUUGUUUUUAUUUUAGUAAGGUUUCAUGAAUUGCACCAGAUGUCACUGGCAUGGAGACAGCCAAACAGUUUUGCAUUCUGCUGGCAGAUUUCAGGAGCAGAAUCAGGAACAUAGAGAAAUUAUGGCUGCAUGGUCAGAGUGUAACAAUAGCAACAUUGAGGGUUAGCAAGUGUUGGCAUCCUGGCAUGAUUUGGCAUUUUAUAUUUCUGGUUUGAAUGUAGAAAGUGUCAGUGCUGUUUCCUAAAAUGGUUCUGAAGCAAGAAAGUGUUUAGCUUAUAUGUUUUUAAUGUUUUCCUGUGCUCUUUACUUUUACCAAUAUGACUAAACUUUGUAUUGGUAUCAGAAUAUUACUUAUUUUUCUUCAAAAUAUAUUGCCUGGGGUCAAUAUUGUGCUUUGUCCAAGGCCUACCAUUGCCUUAAAGCAGCCAUGGUUGGACAAUGUGUAAAGCUUAAUUUUCAGAUUAUUCACAGAUUAUUUUCAAUUUACUUGAAAUUCAGUUGCAAGAUCUGAAAAAAACAUGUACUCACUUUGUGCACAUGUAAAACGCCUAAUUGUGGUUGAACAGAAUUAAAUGACAUUUUAUGUAAGCGUCCCUGACUAAACUUUGUUGAAUAAUAU